This is a messenger RNA of Seminavis robusta, 2802 nucleotides long. Lineage: Eukaryota; Bacillariophyta; Bacillariophyceae; Naviculales; Naviculaceae. The record is from the annotation of a GenBank genome assembly.
AUGACAUCCACGUUGAAAGCUUCCAAGCAAGAAGAGACAGGAGUCUCUGAAGGCAGCGAACGUUCCCUACCAACCGAGUCCAGUGGCGGCUACACUCCUCCUCCUCGCCGUCCUGGCAACAAUGCACGUCCCUCCAGUUUCUCGGCCAAAUGGACGGCUGCCAUUAGUGGAAUUGAAAGUCGCAUCACGGCAGGAUUGCGUGUCAUCAGUCGUCACGCCGCCAGUCAUCCACGCAAAUACGUUGUGGGCAUUCUCGUGCUCAGUCUCGGGCUGGUCGCCACAGGAAUCUUUACCAAUUUCAAUGUCGAUACCAACGACGAUACUCUCUGGACUCCUGCUGGAUCAAAACCAAUUGUUCAUUCCGAAUGGAUAGCCGAAACACUCCCACCGACUCCCAGACCCUUUUUGAUCAUGGUACAUUCCAAGGGAGACAAUGCCGUCACACACGAGGGAGCCAUCCGCACCUUUCAAGCAUUGGAUGCCAUUCGAGAAUUGGACAACUAUCACACAGUUUGUGCCACUAAUACCAGUUAUGUCAAUCAUCAGGGCAAUCACACCUGCAACAUUGAAGGGAUUACCAGUUUUUGGAAUGACACCACAGGCAUCUUUGAAGCAUCCGUACAAUCGACGGACGAUCUCUUGCAAACAGUCUCGGCAUCGCAUUAUCCCGAUGGUAGACCCGUCGAUCUUCCCGCCAUUAUCGGAUACGCCACCUUAGACGACACAGGUAUGGUGACGGCCGGACAAUCCUUUGUCGUCAUUAUCGAAUUCCCCUUUACAAAAGACGCGGAAGCCUUUGAAGAACAUGCCAUUAAUCGUAUCUUGGAUCUGCAAGACGAAUGGGACAGUCAAUCCAACAACAAUAACUAUCAUGUCGAGAUCCUUGCCGAACGAUCCUUUGAUGAUGAAUUUGCACGCGCCAUUGUCGGGGACAUUCCCCUGGUCCCUCUGGUGUUCACAGUCAUGAGCAUUUUCACCUGUCUCAUUUUUGCCAAACGCGACCCCGUACAAUCACGAGCUUUGAUGGGAUUUGGUGCCGUCGUUGCCGUUCUCUUGGCCAUUAUGAGUGGCUACGGAUUGCUAUUUAUCAUUGGUGUCCCGUUCACAUCCAUGACCCAAAUUUUGCCAUUCAUCAUGUUUGGAAUUGGACUCGAUGAUGCCUUUAUCAUUACCGGAGAGUAUGCCCGGACUGAUCCCAAAAAGGAUCCCGUGGAACGCAUUGAUGAAACCAUUCAAGCCGUGGGUUUGUCCAUUGCUUUGACCACCAUUACUUCGGUAUUGGCGUUUGGAUUGGGAGCCAUGUCCUCGGUCCCUGCCGUCUUUUGGUUGUGUUACUAUGCAUUUCCUACAUUGGCCAUCAACUUUCUCUAUCAAGUUACCUUUUUUGUUGCCAUUAUUGUCAUUGACGAAAAACGCGUUCAAGACAGGCGACGGGAUUGCUGUGUUUGCUUCUCCGGACCAAAGGUGGAAGAGAAUGACGACAGCCAGGAACCCAAUGAUACCCCUCUUGAAAUGCCCAUGGCCGACCGUGUCAUGCUCAAGUAUGCCGACAUUUUGCUCCGUCCUUGGAUGAAAGUACUAGUGCUGAUUGGGUUUGCCGCCAUGUUGGGUGGAUUCGCCUACAGCACGACUCUCUUGGAGCAAGAGUUCAAUUUUGUCGAUGUCCUUCCCAGUGACUCUUACAUUACUGAAUUCUUUGAUGCGUUUGGCGAAUUGUACGAUCGUGGGUCUACUUUCCCACAAGCCCAUUUCCGAUUCGUCGAUCAGUCCGACCCUGCCAUUCAAGAUCAGAUGGAGACUUAUGUCAAUGAGCUCGUUGCCAUUGAUUCCGUGGAAUAUCAACCCACGUUCUUUUGGUUGCGAGAUUUCAAAAAGUUUCUAGAUUCGAACCAGAACACCACUGCAGACCUUGCCUUCAACCAACAACUGGAUGCCUUUAUGGAACAACCGGGCGUGGCGGAUUUGUACGGUAGUGAUAUCUUUCGAGAUGCCGAUGGAAACGUGGAAUCCUCACGGGUCACCUUUUACAUUACCAACGUCGACAUUGAAUCGGUCACGGAUCAGGUCAGUGUAUUGGAAGACCUCGAUGCCGUCACGGAAAGCCAGCCUGUGAACCAGGGCAAGGAGGAUUUUGCAUUCUUCAACUACGGGAGCAUCUACAACAUUUGGGAAUUCUACAGGGUUGCAGUUGACGAGCUCAUCCUUACCACCAUCACUGGAGUUGUCGCUGUGACUGGCGUUGCCUUGGUUUUGGUCCCCCACUGGAGUGCUGCCCUCUUUGUCCUCCCCUUAAUCUCCAUUCUCUACAUUGACAUGUUGGGCUUCCUCCAGUUGGCUGGGGCACAUGUCAACGCUGUGAGCUACAUUUCCUUGGUGAUGAGUAUUGGACUCCUGGUCGAUUUUGUCGUUCACGUGCUGUUGCGAUUCUACGAGUGCGAAGGUACUCGGGAUGAAAAGGUUCGAGAAACGCUUCGGACCAUGGGUUCCAGCAUUAUGAUUGGUGCCGUCUCCACCUUUCUAGGAGUGAUUCCGUUGGCUUUUAGCACCAGUGAGAUCUUUGGCACCAUUUUCAAUGCCUUUGUGGGAUUGGUGGUGCUGGGAUCUCUGCACGGUCUGGUGCUGCUUCCUGUGGUGCUGUCGCUCAUUGGACCCGAAGAAUGCAUACGACCGGCCAAGACCGAACCAAAACAGGUGGUUGAGGACGAUGAGAAGCCGGUCAAGGAAGAGCCCAGCAGGAACAGCAGUAUGGCUUGGGAUAGCAGCGCGUUGCUGGCCACUGCCACGAACGAAAUCGAAGUGUGA